Messenger RNA from Auanema sp. JU1783, 1131 nucleotides. The record is from the annotation of a GenBank genome assembly. NCBI's taxonomy places the organism in Eukaryota, Metazoa, Nematoda, Chromadorea, Rhabditida, Rhabditidae.
AUGCUAAAUAGUCCAUCAGAUGAAACAUCGUGUAAGGUAUUUGUAGAUGAAGUCUAUGAUCCGUCAACAGAAGAACAUGUGACAAUAGCUUUCUUCAUUAUCUACAGUUUUCAAUUUGUUAUGGGAUUUAUUGGAAAUACAGCUGUUCUGUUUUUAACAUUACGUAAUCAACGUCUUCAGACAGUUCAAAACUUAUUUAUGGUUAAUUUGGCUGUCGCAGAUCUAGUUGUUUGUCUAUUCUCUUUACCUAUUACUCCCAUUACAAAUAUUUACAAAAAUUGGUAUUUUGGAGAGAAGAUGUGCUACUCAUUGUCUUGGAUUCAAGGCACCAGUGUACUUAUCGCUGCUUUCUCUCUCUGCACAAUAGCCGUCGAUCGCUAUUGUAUGAUUGUCAAACCACAUUGGAAGAGACUAUCGCGAGAGAAUGCUCGUUAUGUUAUGCUUUUCUUGUGGUUCUUAUCAGCUAUCGUUACACUACCAUAUUCAUGGUAUAUGAAAGUUAUUGAAUAUGAAGGUUUGUGUGGCACAUUCUGCACAGAGGAAUGGCCUGAUGAUAAGCUUAGAAGAUCGUACACGAUAUUCGUACUUUGUACGCAAUUCUUCGUGCCAUUCUCCAUUAUGUUCUUUUGCUAUUAUAAAAUCUUUGCUCAAUUGACAAAACGAACACGAGCGAAGCUUAAAAAGCUCAAUGAUCGUUCAUUGAUUUUGGCAGCUUCAAUGCCAAUUAUGAGUACAAUGAUAAAACGAAUUCCGAAUCAAAGUCAAGAAGUUGAACAGUGUCGACGAAAAUGUGAAUUACUUGCUCAAACUCGUAAAAAUACAUUGGUAUUGGUAUCAAUGGUUGUUGUAUUUGGUGUCAGCUGUUUUCCCCACAAUGCUGCUUCCGUCGCUUUAGAAUUUACGGAUGGAAACAUAUUUCUGAGUGAAGAUGGCCUCAAAGAUUAUUCAUAUUUAAUAAGCUUAGUUACUCAUAGUAUAUCAAUGAUGAAUUGCGUCGCCAAUCCCAUUCUCUAUGGCUUGCUCAAUCCCAGCUUUGUUGAAAUAUUUCGUAAAACGUGUGCCGACUUCAAAGAUUCAUUUCAUCGUCUAAAACGCAUGGAAACAGUCACAUCCAAUAGUACAAUGGUAUGA